Messenger RNA from Seminavis robusta, 678 nucleotides. The record is from the annotation of a GenBank genome assembly. NCBI's taxonomy places the organism in Eukaryota, Bacillariophyta, Bacillariophyceae, Naviculales, Naviculaceae.
AUGAAAGUAUCCAUUGCCGUCGCUCUUCUUGCUUCUUUUGCACCCACCGUAAUCAAAUGUGACGACACUUUCAAGGCAUUUGAGACCACAGAAGAGUUGAAACGAGCUGUCCAGAGAGUUCUUGAUUUGGGAACCGAGGCGCUUGUGGAGUAUGGGCCCAUGAGCGCAUGGAAAGUUGAGAAGAUCACCAACAUGGAUGGUCUCUUUGCAAAUUCAGAUUUUGAGAGGGAGUAUGACCUACGUGAUUGGGACACCUCCUCUGUAACUUCAAUGAAUGGAAUGUUCCAGGGCAGUUCCAUUAGCAACAUGGGCGUCUAUGGCUGGGAUGUUUCCAGAGUGCAAGACAUGUCAUCAAUGUUUUCUCGUUCAGCUUACAAUACUGAUUUGAAUAAUUGGGAUGUCAGUAAAGUUGUACGCUUCUCAGCCAUAUUUGAGGAAGCAGCAGAGUUCAACCAGGAUAUUUCAGGCUGGAAUGUGAAAGCUGCCACAGACAUGGAAAACAUGUUCGCUGGGGCAGAGAAAUUCAACCAAAAUCUUUGCAAGUGGGGCCGAGUUGUCAAUUCGGCGAUGGUUGAAUCAUUCGAUUCCAUGUUCAUCGGAACGUCAUGUGAAAUUGAGUUAGAUCCAGAUAUGUCUCCUUCAUCUGCCCCAGCUUGGUGUCAUACUUGUAGCAAGUAG